Messenger RNA from Homalodisca vitripennis (glassy-winged sharpshooter), 543 nucleotides. RefSeq lists its product as uncharacterized. Lineage: Eukaryota; Metazoa; Arthropoda; Insecta; Hemiptera; Cicadellidae. The transcript is spliced from 5 exons. The coding region runs from base 1 to 543 and encodes 180 amino acids. The record is from RefSeq and is a predicted model, not a curated record.
AUGUUCAGAUACAGGUGGCAGUGCACUCACAACGAGUGUCCUCGUUACUAUAAUCCAAAACCUCAGCCUGGAUGCUUCUGGGAGGAGGAGCUCAAGAGUUGCUGUCCGUCCAGAAUGGUCUGUAAAAACAAUUUGGCAAAAUGUGUUUACAACGGAGUGACGUAUAAAGAGAACAACAGAUUCUACACCUUCAGGGGCGCCUCUUGUCUCAAGUGCCUCUGCACUCCAUCAUUUAAUGGUACUCUGAUGGAACCGUGGUGCACAAAAAUAGGUUGUGACCUGGAGCUGCAUGGCGGCGAGCAUCUUGCCAAGGGUUGUGCUCCCAUAUACUCCAAGAACUUCUGCUGCCCCAUAGACUGGAGAUGUCCUGAUCCAGAAGACGCGGUGAGGCAGGCUGACCCUAGGGGCAUUGCUACGUCAGAGGGAGCCGGUCAGUGCAAGUUCGGCGACCUGAUGCUGAACGUGGGCGAGAGCGUCCUGCCAGACCUGGAGGCUAACUGUAAAUGCAACAUCCCUCCGUAUGUCGUCUGCACAUCAAGCUAA